CAUUUGUUCUUCUUUGCCGUUUCAGUUGAGCAACCUAGGGUUUUGAAAAGCUUUUUUCGUCUCUCUCUGCCCAAAGUUCCUCUCUCUCUGUCUGUCUCUCUCUCGAUCGGAAUUAUCUGAAGAAUGCUGGUGAAAAUUGUUGACACAUUGAUGAAUUAGGUAUUAAUUAUGCGAUUUUGAAUGCGUUAUCAUUGAAUUUUUCAUCGGAAUAUGAUCUUUGGUGUCACAGUUUCAGGUGUUGAAUGGUGAAAGGUAAUCUCUUUGAUGCCAUUAAGCUUUUAGAUCCUUUCCUUGUGCUGUUUCUGUAAAUUUAGUUUCUGAGGAAAUUUAGGGAAUAUGGGUUGAAGAUUUUAGUUGUCUUUGUGCUGCAUAUUUUUUGGUGGGUUUUUGUGUUUUACUUGGUAUUUCUGGUCUUCGUGGCCAAUGGGUUGUAGUGAUAUUUGGGUUUUAUGAAGAAUUGAAGUUUUUGUUUGGAGUUUUAAAGGAUGAAGAGAUCAAAAAAUGAACUUCCUGGUGCAAGGAGGUUCAAACUGUCACAUUUGUUGUUGGUUAUAGCUGCAGUGUACUUGAUUUUUAUAUCCUUCAAGUUUCCCCAAUUUUUGGAGAUUACUUCAGUGUUGAGUGGUGAUGAUACUUAUGUGGGUAUGGAUGGAAGCUCAGUCGGGGACGCAAUAAAAGGAGACUUGAGCAAACCAUUUUUUAAUACUGCUUAUAAGGAUACAUUUCACAGGAGAUUAGAAGAUAAUGAAAACCAAAAUGCGCCUUUGAUGAUACGGGAGGAACCAUUAGAAGAGGCGAAAGGAGAAUCGCAGCCAAUAAAGCCUCUUCAGCAUCGUUAUGGUCGAAUAACCGGUGAAAUUAUGAAGCGGAGGAAUAAGACUAUUGGUUUGUCGGUAUUGGAAAUAAUGGCAGAUGAGGCUUGGACGUUAGGCUUGAAGGCAUGGGGAGAAGUGGAAAAUUUUGAUGAUGAAAAUGAUCUAAGCCAGAGUUCUAUACUUGCGGGAAAGCCCGAGUCUUGUCCAUCAUGGUUAUCGUUGAGUGGUAAAGAAUUAGCUAGGGGAGACAGUAUUAUGUUUCUUCCUUGUGGGCUGGCAGCAGGUUCUUCUAUCACAGUGGUGGGAACACCCCAUUAUGCACAUCAUGAGUAUGUGCAGAAAGCUCAAAGAUUGAAGAAGGGGGAUAUGAGGAGGGGGGAUACGAAGGGGGUUGUCUUGGUCCCAGUUUCACAAUUUAUGGUUGAAUUGCAAGGGCUUAAGUCAGUGGUUGGGGAGGACCCACCAAAGAUUCUGCAUCUGAAUCCUCGAUUGCGAGGAGAUUGGAGCCAACAACCAGUCAUUGAGCACAAUACCUGCUAUAGAAUGCAAUGGGGGACGGCUCAAAGAUGUGAUGGUUUACCAUCCAAGAACGAAGAUGACAUGCUCGUUGAUGGACAUGUGAGAUGUGAAAAAUGGAUGCGGAACGAUAUUGUAGAUUCAAAAGAGUCCAAGACAACUUCAUGGUUUAAGCGAUUCAUAGGUCGUUCACAGAAGCCAGAAGUGACCUGGCCAUUUGCUUUUGUGGAGGGUAGAUUGUUUGUCCUGACCGUGCGUGCUGGUGUUGAUGGAUACCAUCUUAUUGUUGGGGGUCGACACGUGACUUCAUUUCCAUAUCGAACGGGGUUUACACUUGAAGAUGCAACAGGAUUGGCAAUUAAAGGUGAUGUGGAUGUUCAUUCGAUUUAUGCUACCUCUCUCCCAGCCUCUCAUCCGAGCUUCUCACCCCAAAGAGUAUUAGAAAUGUCUCCACAGUGGAAAGCUCUUCCAUUGCCCAAAAAUCCUGUUCGACUUUUUGUUGGGGUCCUUUCUGCAACCAAUCACUUCGCAGAACGCAUGGCAGUUAGAAAAACAUGGAUGCAAUCUUCAGCCAUCAAGUCCUCAAAUGUUGUUGUUCGUUUCUUUGUUGCAUUGAAUCCGAGGAAGGAGGUGAAUGCAGUUCUAAAGAAAGAAGCUGCUUACUUUGGUGAUAUUGUUAUUAUACCAUUUAUGGACCGCUACGAGCUUGUGGUUCUGAAAACUAUUGCCAUCUGUGACUAUGGGAUUCAAAAUGUGUCGGCUGCUUACAUAAUGAAAUGUGAUGAUGAUACAUUUGCUAGGGUGGACACUGUCUUGAAAGAAAUUGAAGGCGUCUCUCCUAAACGUUCCCUCUAUAUGGGCAAUCUCAACCUCUUGCAUCGGCCCCUUAGAAGUGGGAAAUGGGCAGUGACUUACGAGGAGUGGCCAGAAUCAGUAUACCCACCUUACGCCAAUGGUCCUGGUUACAUAAUAUCGAGUGAUAUUGCUAAAUUCGUUGUCUCUCAACACGUCAAUCGACGCCUACGGUUGUUCAAGAUGGAGGAUGUGAGUAUGGGAAUGUGGGUCGAGCAGUUCAACAGCUCCACGCCUGUCCAGUACUCCCACAACUGGAAAUUCUGUCAGUAUGGUUGUAUGGAGGAUUAUUUCACUGCACAUUACCAAUCCCCGAGACAGAUGAUUUGCCUGUGGGACAAUUUGGCUAGGGGUCGAGCUCAUUGCUGUAACUUCCGAUGACAGAAACAGAAGCCGUAAUUCUGGGAUAACCUUAACCUGUUGUUCCGCUUUGAUUUGCUCAAAAUUUCACCCAAUCGUUGAUUUGUACCCACAGCCAGUGUUUGAAGAUGCGAACCGGGUUGCAGUUUUUUCGAGUCAUGGAGGGGGAUUGAGGGUCCUUACCUUAAUCCUUUGAAGUUGUACAAUUAAAAAUGUAUAUGAUUCAUUCAACACAUUUGUGAAGCAAGGAAAGCAUUUUCACUUGCAGUUGUUGAAUACUUUAACAAGGUGUGAAAAGGGCUAGGGUUAAAAAUACUAGUGCAUUAUCAAUGAAUGGAAGUGAGAUAGCUUGUCUCUCCCAGUUUUUGUUUGCAUGUAUUCUAUUUUUCACUAUACUCAUUGAAAAACUACCAUGAAUUGGAAAAUUUAUGUUUGUGGAUAUUCACUUUU
This is a messenger RNA of Camellia sinensis, 2993 nucleotides long. Its product is annotated as Galactosyltransferase family protein. Gene Ontology annotation, cellular component: Golgi membrane. Gene Ontology annotation, molecular function: hydroxyproline O-galactosyltransferase activity; carbohydrate binding. The record is from RefSeq and is a predicted model, not a curated record. NCBI's taxonomy places the organism in Eukaryota, Viridiplantae, Streptophyta, Magnoliopsida, Ericales, Theaceae.